This is a messenger RNA of Quercus lobata, 2169 nucleotides long. RefSeq names its product rab escort protein 1-like. Gene Ontology annotation, molecular function: GDP-dissociation inhibitor activity. Gene Ontology annotation, biological process: protein geranylgeranylation; vesicle-mediated transport; intracellular protein transport. Bases 115 to 1701 code for a protein of 528 amino acids. The transcript is spliced from 9 exons. NCBI's taxonomy places the organism in Eukaryota, Viridiplantae, Streptophyta, Magnoliopsida, Fagales, Fagaceae. Gene Ontology annotation, cellular component: Rab-protein geranylgeranyltransferase complex; cytosol; cytoplasm. The record is from RefSeq and is a predicted model, not a curated record.
UGACUUUUUGAGUGAAAACUCAAAAGUUGUUUACUCCAUAAUUUGAAGUCUUCCCUCCAUCUUCUCCGCAUUUUCCAACCCAACCGAGUGAGCGAGUCAAGUACACGCGCCACCAUGAGCGAAGACGCUUCAUCUUACCCUCCGAUCGAACCAACCAAAUUCGACCUGAUCGUCGUCGGCACAGGUCUACCGGAAUCCGUAAUCGCCGCCGCAGCCUCCGCAAACGGCAAAACCGUCCUCCACCUUGACCCGAACUCCUCCUACGGGUCGCACUACGCGUCUCUCUCUCUCCACGACCUCUCAAAUUUCCUCAAUUCCCAUCCUGCCCCUCCUCCCUCCACCUCAUCCAACGGCCACGAUUUCACCCCCGUACCUCUCGCCCCUCGCCCCCUCUACUCCCACGUCGAAAUUUCCUCUUUUGUCCCUGAGAUCCUCGACGACGAACAUUCCAGAAAAUUCAACAUCGACUUGUGUGGACCUAGGGUUUUGUUCUGCGCCGAUAAGUCCAUCGAUCUGAUCCUGAAAUCUGGGGCGAACCAGUACAUUGACUUCAAGAGCAUCGAAUCGAGCUUCGUGUGCGAUGCGAGUGGGAGAUUGACGAACGUGCCGGACUCUCGGGCCGCGAUAUUCAAGGAUAAGAGCUUGGGGUUGACGGAGAAGAACCAGUUGAUGAGGUUGUUCAAGCUUGUUCAGCAACACUUGGGUGGUGGUGAGAAUGAGAAUGAGAGGAUUUCGGGGCAGGAUUUGGAGAGCCCGUUCGUCGAGUUCCUGAAGAAAAUGCGGUUGCCUCCAAAGAUUAAAUCGAUUAUUCUGUAUGCUAUAGCCAUGGCCGAUUAUGAUCAGGACAAUGUGGAGCUAUGUGAAGAUGUACUUAAGACAAAAGAUGGUAUAGAUCGUUUGGCUCUCUACAACUCAUCAGUUGGCAGGUUUCCAAAUGCAUUUGGGGCUUUUCUUUAUCCAAUUUAUGGUCAUGGGGAACUACCGCAAGCUUUUUGCCGCCGUGCUGCUGUCAAAGGUUGCAUUCAUGUUCUGCGAAUGCCAAUGAUUGCCCUACUUAUGGACAAGUUUAAGUGUACUGGGCAUUAUAAAGGAGUUAGAUUAUCUUCGGGUCAAGAUUUAUUCAGCCACCAGUUAAUCCUGGAUCCAUCCUCUGUAGUUCCGUUGCCAUUAAUUUCAUCUCCAACAGAUUCUCCAAGAGAAAAUCGUCAAAUUUUAGGUCUGGGAGAUGAAAAAAGGAAAGUUGCUCGGGGAAUAUGCAUUACAAGGAGUUCCUUAAGGCCAGAUACAUCAAAUUUUCUGGUGGUAUAUCCUCCAAGAUCUUUGUACCCUGAACAGGUUACAUCAAUCCGAGCUCUCCAAAUAGGUAGCGAUUUAGCUGUUUGUCCAUCAGGCAUGUUUGUAUUAUACUUUUGUACUUUGUGUCAUGAUGCCAACCAAGGGAUAAAGUCACUGAAUGCUGCCAUGGAUUCUCUUCUCACACUACCCAAGUCCUCACAUUCUGAAAGUAGUACAACUGUUCACAGUGAAAAUUCAGCAGAAGUAAAGCCCACUGUACUCUGGAAAGCAUUGUAUAUUCAGGAGCUUACCAUGGAUCAAUUUGAAUCUAUCAACUCCACUGCGAUGCCAGAUGGAAAGUUCAAUUACAAUAAUAUUUUGGAUGCAGCUUUGAAGAAUUUGGUGGUGGUUCUGGUACUUCGGUAGCUAUUUCAGAAGAUGUAUCCUGAUGAAGAAUUCUUUCCAGAAACAGUCUCACCUGAGAAUCCUGAGGAUGAUAAUGAGUUUAGUUUAGAGAGUUAACGUGCUUUACUGGACUAGAUGGUGUUAUCCAUCUUAGCAGUGCUCUGCUCGGAAAGUUAUGAAUUGUGGAUGGCUUGAAGUGCUGUGUAUUGCCUUGAGAAAGAGAACUUCACGUUUAAGCAAUCUACUGCCUCGUAUGUUUUCACAAAUUUUUGUAGCAUUAUAUUAAAAAAGGCAGAUACUGCCCUUUCAUUUUCAGAAGUUGUUGUACCAUUAUUCAACUCUACCUUAACCGUGCAACAGUGGCCGCCAUGGCACUGUUGUACAUACAAAUUCUAGUAGGAUGUCAGUGGCACUGUUGCACAUACAAAUUCUAGUAGGAUGUCAUGGUUCUUACACGUUUGGUAAAAAUAUUUCAUCUAUCUUGCAAUC